GAAACGGGUUUUCAAGCUAAACAAUUAAACCGGUCUUGACAAAAUAACCUCAUUGCUCUUUUUCUCAUCAUCUUCAUCAUUCUAAAUCUGUUCACAACACACAUCGAGUUAACUUCAUCACCAACCAACUUGAUCAUCAACCAAUUUUGACAAAUGAACAGAAAGCCAUUUUUGUUCACAUUUAAAAUGUCCAUGAUUUAAUCUGUGUGUUUAUAAAUCAUCUUUUUAUCAUUAAAUUAAUCAGUUGUGAUUUAUCAUUCCAACUAAAGGAAAAGACUUCAAUGAGAGACGACGAUUUUGAAUCAACCAUCAAGGUUGUGCUUGUAGGCAACGGAAUUGUUGGUAAAUCAUCUUUAAUUCAACGAUAUUGCAACGGAAUAUUUACCAAUGAGUACAAAAAGACUCUGGGUGUUGAUUUUCUGGAGCGAACUGUAAAGGCUCAUGGACAAGAGAUUAGACUAAUGUUAUGGGAUACUGCUGGUCAAGAAGAGUUUGAUGCUCUAACAAAAGCUUAUUACCGAGGUGCUCAAGCCUGUGUUAUUGUAUUUUCAACAACUGAUCGUGAAUCUUUUGAUUCUGUUGUUAGUUGGAAGAAAAAGGUUGAAUAUGAAUGUGGUCAAAUCCCAAUGGCUUUGGUUCAAAACAAGAUGGACCUGAUUAGUCGAAGUAAAGUGUCUCGAGAUGAGGUUGACUCGCUGGCAAGAUCAAUAAGAUUAAAAGUUUUUCGCACUUCCGUCAAGGAAAAUCUCAACGUUGACUCAGUUUUUUCAUACUUGGCAGAAUCUUAUGUAGACUCUGUAACGGAAAAUCAAGAAGAAAGGUCAGUCACGAAAUUGACCAAUCCUACCCAAAAAUCGGACUUAAUAUCAACUCCAAUAUUUAAAUUAAGAUCAAAUGGUGGAUCAAAGUAUCGUCGUAAACGAAUGAAUGGUCCUCAUGGUAUAACAUCCAAUUGUAAUGCUCCUGUUAUUCAUCAUUUUCGUUAUAAGAAUAGGUUUCACUUGAUUCCUCCCCUUCGACCAGCCAAUUCAACCAUUUUGCUUCAUCAUAGGCGAUAUUAUCCUCAAAUGCAUUCAAGGCAAUCAGAUAAAUUGUUGAAAAAUACCGUUUUCAAGAGUUGUUGGCUUUUCUAAUAAUAAAGAUCUCAUCAUAUUGGUUAUGAUUAGACAAAAUUCAUU
This is a messenger RNA of Tetranychus urticae (two-spotted spider mite), 1178 nucleotides long. It is a transcript of the gene Rab23, whose product is annotated as RAS oncogene family member Rab23. Lineage: Eukaryota; Metazoa; Arthropoda; Arachnida; Trombidiformes; Tetranychidae. The record is from RefSeq and is a predicted model, not a curated record. Gene Ontology annotation, molecular function: GTPase activity; GTP binding.